GCUUUAUUCUUUCUUUUUCUUUUUUUCCCCCCUAUGUUCUCAUUCUCCUGUGGUUUGGUUGAAUUCUGUUCUGUGUACACAAGCGUCUGUGCAAGUGUAUGUGUUUCUGCUUCCCUUGCAUGCUUUUGUUCUCUCUGUGUAUGUGUUCUAUCUUUCCCUUUCUCCCAGUUAUAUUAUUCCCCUACCUUUGGAAGCUGCUGCCUGCUGCCUGAGCUGACGUUUUUUGAUUGUAUCUGCAAAGGGCUUGUGCAGAUCUAAUUUCUGCCCCCCUGAAUAUUAAUCCAUGCAGCUGGGUGCAAUGUAUCAUCCCACUGAUGGGACCCGGUAGGGGGGGAAACCACCACCACCAAAAAAAAAUAAAAGAAGGGGACGGAUCCAUCUGCAAACCAAGAGGAAAAGGGAAAAAAGGGGGGGGGGGGGAAGAGAGAUGUUUCCUUCAAAUCCAACAAGCCUGGGAAGCAGUGCACUCUUGAAUCCUGCAUUUUCUCUCAAAAUGAUGGUGUGGGCACUUGUGUUCCUCUCUCUCAUCCAGUGUUCUAUCCAAAAGGGGGAUGAUGAUUAUGAAGAUUAUACAACUAAUAAAACUUGGGUUUUGACUCCCAAAGUCCAUGAGAGUGACGUCACUCUUAUUUUAAAUGGUUUGCUUGAGGGAUAUGACAACAAGCUGCGGCCUGAUAUAGGAGUGAAGCCAACAGUAAUUCACACUGACAUGUAUGUAAACAGCAUUGGUCCGGUGAAUGCUAUCAAUAUGGAGUAUACAAUCGAUAUAUUUUUUGCCCAAACCUGGUAUGACAGACGUCUGAAAUUCAACAGUACUAUAAAAGUGCUUCGGUUGAAUAGCAACAUGGUGGGAAAGAUAUGGAUACCAGAUACAUUUUUCCGAAACUCCAAGAAGGCUGAUGCUCAUUGGAUAACAACUCCCAAUAGGAUGCUCAGGAUCUGGAACGAUGGCAGGGUGCUAUAUACACUAAGAUUGACGAUAGAUGCUGAGUGUCAGUUACAGUUACACAAUUUCCCAAUGGAUGAACAUUCCUGCCCACUGGAAUUUUCAAGCUAUGGCUACCCAAGAGAAGAGAUUAUUUACCAGUGGAAGCGCAGUUCAGUGGAAGUUGGAGACACCAGAUCUUGGAGGCUCUACCAAUUUUCAUUUGUUGGACUGAGAAACACUACAGAAGUGGUGAAGACAACGUCGGGAGACUAUGUAGUCAUGUCUGUUUACUUUGACCUGAGCAGAAGAAUGGGCUAUUUCACCAUUCAGACAUAUAUCCCCUGUACACUCAUUGUUGUACUGUCUUGGGUUUCUUUCUGGAUUAAUAAAGAUGCUGUUCCAGCAAGAACAUCACUGGGUAUUACAACUGUCCUGACAAUGACCACCCUCAGUACUAUUGCUCGUAAAUCUCUUCCCAAGGUCUCUUACGUGACAGCAAUGGAUCUUUUUGUGUCAGUGUGCUUUAUUUUUGUUUUUUCUGCACUGGUGGAAUAUGGGACCUUGCACUACUUUGUCAGCAACAGAAAACCAAGCAAGGAUAAAGAUAAAAAGAAGAAAAACCCACUUCUUCGGAUGUUUUCCUUCAAGGCACCUACAAUUGAUAUCCGACCAAGAUCAGCAACUAUUCAAAUGAACAAUGCUACACACCUCCAAGAAAGGGAUGAAGAGUAUGGGUAUGAGUGUCUUGAUGGCAAGGACUGUGCCAGUUUUUUCUGCUGUUUUGAGGAUUGCCGAACAGGGGCAUGGCGACACGGAAGAAUACAUAUCCGCAUUGCCAAAAUGGACUCUUAUGCCCGUAUAUUCUUUCCAACUGCCUUCUGCUUGUUUAACCUGGUGUACUGGGUAUCCUACCUUUACCUUUAAAAUCAGAAUAGAAAUAGGUGAUACAAGCCUUACUCACUAAAUUUCUUAGAGAGAUGGUUUCCUUUUUAAGUCCACUUAAAGUAUUUCUGAUACACUUUAUAGUGGUCUGAAUUCUAUAGUGCCAUAAACCCAAUAAAUAUCAACUAUAUCAUACUGUUUGUCCAAAACUACCAUACAGUUAUUGUGAUUUAAACAUCACUGUUGCGUAUGUUUAAGUGAUUUGAAAUAAGGAACUAUAAACAGCUAAUAUGCAGCUCUACCAGCUGAAAUGGAGCAGUAUCAAGACAGUGAAAAUAUGGUGACUGUCAUUAAUGGUGAGAUAUUGUCACUUCAAUCAUAAGUGAUCAAAGCUAGAAUUCCAAGGUAAAGUACUGUACAGUUUGUAAGCAUUGGCUAUAAAUAUGCUAUAACAUUGUCCUCUGCUUUUCUUUUUGGAAGAGUCAUCUCUCACUUCAAAUAAGUGUUACUAGAUUAGAAAAGUAACUUCCCCUCCCACACUAAUAAAAACAGACUUUUCCCUCUCCCCUCCCUUUAAGAGCACAUGUACAAUGUUGUAAAUAUUUCAGUACCUUGUAGUACUUAAAGUCUAGUGCAUGCAUCUUUUUUGAGCCAAAAUAAAUGCAGCAAAGGUACCAUAAAGUAUUGUCUUUUAUUUUGUGUUUCUGGCUAUGCUAUUAUAAUCAAAAAUGUGGAUUUUUUUUUCCCUUGCAGAAUUGCCCCUCUCUCUCAUGCAUGGAGGAUUCAAGCAGACAACGCUUUCACGUAAGAUAUUAGAGAAGCCUUAAAGAGACAAACAAACAACAUGUAGACAGAACAAUUUAUAUGGCCAAUAUAACCCUUAGGUUACAAAGCAAAAUUAGCUCUAUGUAUUUGCUGCUGUUUUAUUCUUUACUUUUCAGUGAUAAUUUGUCUCAGCUGAAUUUCCAAUUAUUCAACAUUCUUCAACAUUGCAAGAUCUGCUGUAGACUCUCACUACCUUCGUUUUCAGUGAUUCUUUCCCACAUUAAGAUUGAACUUUUCAAGGUAAUGUAAGGAAUACACAAUCCAUUUAAAUUAGCCAGAAGGAUGGGAAACAUAUCUGUAACAAGUAAACAUUUCUUUUUUCUGGCAAACUUCAGGUUCAUUUGGAACUUCCUAAUUUGUGUCAUAUACACAUAUUCAAUUCACCACUCAUGUUUCUGAUCAUCAAUAGUCAUUGUCAGUGCUGCUUUUCACUCUGUGAGUACCUUUAUUAAAAUACUGACCCAUACCAUGUCUAGCAUACAACUUAUAGAUAACCUUGAAAUCAUAAAAGGGAAUGGAGAGUCUUUGCUAAUAAAUCACAUAUGUGUAGUGUAUGUGCAUUUAAAACCAUUCAACCCAUUUGGGUGACUCUUGAAACUCAUUUAGCAACUGGUUUUCAGAACCUGUAUGAUGCUCAAUUAUGCAACCUUAAGCACAUGUAAAUAUUACUGACAUUUUUUUAUUGUCAAAGAUGUAAAAUGUCAACUCAAAGGAAGUAGGUUUGUGGUUUGUAGUGGGAGAUAUAUAUGUAUGUUGUCACUACAGAAUCCUGGGAAAUAUGGAGGAACAAGGAAAGUUUUCCAAUGUUUGUAUAGUUUUGGAAAUAAAAUAUGUAUAAAAAGGUAUAAUUAAAUCUUGAUCAUCAAUGGCUCCUUGUCCAAUGUAUUUGAAACCUUUUAAUAAAGGAAUUGCACACACAAGUGGACUUUUUCAAUAAAAUUGCUGCACUCA
Molecule: messenger RNA, 3586 nt
Organism: Alligator mississippiensis (American alligator)
Lineage: Eukaryota; Metazoa; Chordata; Crocodylia; Alligatoridae
Gene: GABRG2
Product: gamma-aminobutyric acid type A receptor subunit gamma2
Exons: 10
Coding region: 428-1852 (474 amino acids)
Biological process (GO): monoatomic ion transmembrane transport; regulation of postsynaptic membrane potential; synaptic transmission, GABAergic
Cellular component (GO): neuron projection; synapse; dendrite membrane
Molecular function (GO): GABA-gated chloride ion channel activity; inhibitory extracellular ligand-gated monoatomic ion channel activity; benzodiazepine receptor activity
Source: RefSeq, a predicted model, not a curated record